This is a messenger RNA of Neogale vison (American mink), 11375 nucleotides long. RefSeq names its product AP2 associated kinase 1 (gene AAK1). Lineage: Eukaryota; Metazoa; Chordata; Mammalia; Carnivora; Mustelidae. Gene Ontology annotation, biological process: protein phosphorylation. Bases 397 to 3384 code for a protein of 995 amino acids. The record is from RefSeq and is a predicted model, not a curated record. Gene Ontology annotation, molecular function: protein kinase activity; ATP binding. The transcript has 22 exons.
UCCGCUGGGCGCUCUGGGGAUCAGCUGGCGGGCGGGCGGGCGCCGAACGCUGCCCCGGCUUUCGCUGCAGCGCCGCCUCUUCUCCGCGUCGCAGGCCGGCCCGGCGGCCGUGACAAUGUUGCAGGGCUGGUAGCUGGGAGCCAGCCGCCGAGCCGUCUCAAGUUUAAACUUACACGAAUCGCUCUCUUGAGGAGGAGGGGACCGCGGCGCGAUUGACACGCAUAUUCCUAUAGGCAUCCUCCCUCAGCCCCCACCCCCACGGCCGGAUUCGGGUGGCUCCUCUCCGAGCUGAAAUCUGAGAAGAAAUCCUUGGAUCUCUUGUUUUCUUUAAAAAAAAAAAAAAAAAAAAAAUCCAGAAACCGUCGGUAUUUUGCUUUACUGCUUCCUAUUCGCAAGAUGAAGAAGUUUUUCGACUCCCGGCGAGAGCAGGGCGGCUCUGGCCUGGGCUCCGGCUCCAGCGGAGGUGGGGGCAGCACCUCGGGCCUGGGCAGUGGCUACAUCGGAAGGGUCUUUGGCAUUGGGCGACAGCAGGUCACUGUGGACGAGGUGUUGGCGGAAGGUGGAUUUGCCAUCGUGUUUCUGGUGAGGACAAGCAAUGGAAUGAAAUGUGCCUUGAAACGCAUGUUUGUCAACAAUGAGCAUGAUCUCCAGGUGUGCAAGAGAGAAAUCCAGAUAAUGAGAGACCUGUCGGGGCACAAGAACAUUGUCGGUUACAUUGACUCCAGUAUCAACAAUGUGAGCAGUGGGGAUGUGUGGGAAGUGCUCAUUCUGAUGGACUUCUGUAGGGGAGGCCAGGUGGUCAACCUGAUGAACCAGCGCCUACAAACAGGUUUUACAGAGAAUGAAGUGCUCCAGAUAUUUUGUGACACCUGUGAAGCCGUUGCCCGCCUGCAUCAGUGCAAGACUCCUAUCAUCCACCGUGACCUGAAGGUUGAAAAUAUCCUCUUGCACGACCGAGGCCACUACGUCCUGUGUGACUUUGGAAGUGCCACCAACAAAUUCCAGAAUCCACAAACUGAGGGAGUCAAUGCAGUAGAAGACGAAAUUAAGAAAUACACAACGCUGUCCUAUCGAGCACCAGAAAUGGUCAACCUGUACAGUGGCAAAAUCAUCACUACGAAGGCAGACAUUUGGGCUCUCGGAUGUUUGUUGUAUAAAUUAUGCUACUUCACUUUGCCAUUUGGAGAGAGUCAGGUGGCAAUUUGUGACGGAAACUUCACAAUUCCUGAUAACUCUAGAUAUUCCCAAGACAUGCACUGCCUAAUUAGGUAUAUGUUGGAACCAGACCCGGAUAAAAGGCCGGAUAUUUACCAGGUGUCCUACUUCUCAUUUAAACUACUCAAGAAAGAAUGCCCAAUUCCUAAUGUACAGAACUCUCCCAUUCCUGCAAAACUUCCUGAGCCAGUGAAAGCCAGUGAGGCAGCUGCAAAAAAGACCCAGCCAAAGGCCAGACUGACAGAUCCCAUUCCCACAACAGAGACUUCAAUUGCACCCCGGCAGAGGCCUAAGGCUGGGCAGACUCAGCCAAACCCAGGGAUCCUUCCCAUCCAGCCAGCCCUGACACCUCGAAAGAGGGCCACGGUUCAGCCCCCACCCCAGGCUGCAGGAUCGAGCAAUCAGCCUGGCCUUUUAGCCAGUGUUCCCCAACCAAAAACUCAGCCCCCACCCAGCCAGCCUCUACCACAGUCUCAGCCCAAGCAGCCGCAGGCUCCACCCACCCCACAGCAGGCGCAGCCCACUCCAGCCCAGGCUCUGCCCACUCCAGCCCAGGCCACGCCCCAGCACCAGCAGCAACUCUUCCUCAAGCAGCAGCCGCAGCUGCAGCAGCAGCAGCAGCAGCAACAGCAGCAGCAGCAAUCGCAGCAGCCGCAACAGCAGCCGCCGCAGCAGCAGCCACCACCCCAGCAGCAGCCGCCACCUCCCCAGCAGCCCGCAGGCACGUUUUACCAGCAGCAGCAGCAGCAGCAGCAGCAGCAGCAGCAGCAAGCCCAGGCUCAACAGUUUCAGGCAGUACACGCAGCCGCCCAGCAACCAGCCAUCACCCAGUUCCCGGUGGUGUCGCAAGGAAGCUCUCAGCCGCAGCUGAUGCAGAACUUCUACCAGCCGCAGCAGCAGCAGCAGCAGCAGCUGGCCUCGAGCUUGCACCAACAACAGCUGCUGACUCAGCAGGCCGCCUUGCAGCAGAAGACCGCGGCAGCGGCGGUGGCGGCAGCGGGACAGCAGCCCCAGGCGCCCCCCCCCACAGCCCCGCAGGCACCCGCGGAGCCGGUGCAGAUUCAAGCCCCAGUAAGACAACAGCCAAAGGUUCAAACAACCCCACCUCCAACCGUCCAGGGGCAGAAACUCGGAUCUCUCACUCCUCCCUCAUCCCCCAAAACCCAGCGUGCUGGGCACAGGCGGAUUCUCAGUGACGUGACCCACAGUGCUGUCUUUGGGGUCCCUGCCAGCAAAUCCACCCAGCUGCUCCAGGCAGCUGCAGCUGAAGCCAGCCUCAAUAAGUCCAAGUCUGCAACCACCACUCCAUCAGGCUCUCCUCGGACCUCCCAGCAAAACGUUUAUAAUGCUUCAGAAGGUUCUACGUGGAAUCCCUUCGAUGACGACAACUUCUCCAAACUCACAGCUGAGGAACUGCUGAACAAGGACUUUGCCAAGCUGGGGGAAGGCAAACAUCCUGAGAAGCUUGGAGGCUCUGCUGAGAGUUUGAUCCCAGGCUUUCAACCGACUCAAGGUGAUGCUUUUGCCACUCCUUCGUUUUCUGCUGGAACCGCUGAAAAAAGGAAGGGUGGGCAGACUGUGGAUUCUAGCCUCCCACUUCUAAGUGUUUCUGAUCCUUUCAUUCCUCUUCAAGUACCUGAUGCACCAGAAAAACUAAUUGAGGGACUCAAAUCUCCUGACACUUCUCUCCUGCUCCCUGACCUCUUGCCUAUGACAGACCCUUUUGGUAGCACUUCCGAUGCUGUAAUUGAAAAGGCCGAUGUUGCUGUUGAGAGUCUCAUACCAGGACUGGAGCCCCCAGUGCCCCAGCGCCUUCCAUCUCAGACGGAAUCUGUGGCCUCGAACCGCACAGAUUCUCUCACCGGGGAAGAUUCCCUGAUUGAUGGCUCCCUGCUUUCUAACCCUACUACUGACCUUCUGGAAGAGUUUGCCCCCAUAGCGAUCUCUGCUCCAGCCCAUAAAGCUGCAGAAGAUAGUAAUCUCAUCUCAGGUUUUGAUGUCCCUGAGGGCUCGGACAAGGUGGCAGAAGAUGAGUUUGACCCUAUUCCUGUAUUGAUAACCAAAAACCCACAAGGUGGGCACUCUAGAAACAGCAGUGGGAGCUCUGAGUCCAGUCUUCCCAACCUAGCCAGGUCUUUACUGUUGGUGGAUCAGCUCAUAGACCUGUAGCCGGGACCCAGUAGCAGAGGCAAUUCUGUAACCUUCACACCGUAAUACACGUUUUCAUUACGGAGUUAUAAGAAAAAAGGAUUUUUUAAAAAAUCUACGAAUAAAGGGCCCUCUAGCCCUUCUCUCCUACCCCUUGCCUUCUCCUGUAGAAACGAUAAGGAAAGAAAAUCACUUUGGCCCUCCAGAUAAUUCCUUGGCCAGUUCCUCCCUGUUAGUUUGCUGUGUUUUCUCAUUACCCUUCUUCAAUAGCAUUAUCUUAAAUCAAGCGCUAGAUGCCAUGAGCUUCUCUGCUGGAAUCAACUCCACCCAAAGCUUAACUGUAACUGAAACUAGUGAAUUGACACCCUUGUCUCAUUCUUGCUAGGAAUGGCCUCCCAGACCAAUCCUCCCAGCCCCUGUCUCCUUUGGCCAGAUGCUGAUGAAUGUGUUUCUCUGUUUUUGCUUUUUACGCUGCUGCAUUAUAUCAUGAGAACGUGGCUUCUUCAGUUGGUCUUGACUCUGGGCAGUAGCCUGGAGAUGGGUGUGUGACUUAAGAGAGAGUAAAACUGACUGACGGAUGGGAUGUGUUUGAAAAGAGCAGUUGAGCCCAGCUCUAGCCCACCAGCUCCGACCUUGUUUGAUCGUAGACUUAGUCAGGGGAUUUUACACCCCAUGCAACCUGCCCAGCAUUCAUCCAGCAUUCUGGCUUCCAUUGAACCGUGAUUUCUCAGAUCUGGAGACGUGACUGCAAGUACUUGAGAUCCUUGGAUAAAAUGUGUACGUUAUAUAAAACCCAAGUAUUGCCAUUCCUUUUCAUGUUAACUGUCCCGAGCCGGGAUCUCAGAAUUAGACCAAAAUGAGACAAUGGUGGUAAUAUGAUACCUUUUAUUAGAAGACUUUUCACUGGGGGGUGGAUGGGGAAGGGGAAGGAAUUGUAGCAGAAACAGAUGUAUUUUUCUUGUGAUUUUUAUUUUGAAUCAAAUAUUGUAAAUUGUGUAUAAAUGAAGACGCUGAAUAGUUCUGUUUCCACUUGGCGUUUCAAGUCUGAUAUCAGGUGUCUGUACAGGGUUUUGAUCUCUUUCCCUUGUAUAACUACACAGCAAUCCUACAGUGUAACAUAUGGAAUCAUUUUAAGUAGACUUGUGUGUUGCUAUAAGCUUUCAGCAGGUCCUCUGUCUUUGUAGAAUAAGCAUGUUGUUUAUUUUCAGAUAAUCAGAAAUAAGUGUGCUGACAAGGUAGGCACAAUUUGAUUCUGGCUACUUACCUUUCUUUCUCUCUGAUGUUUGAAUCGAAGGAUGCAGCCAGUGAAAUAUGUCCAGUUGGUUUUCCUUGGCUUCCUAGAUUAAAAAGCAAAAGAAAGCGUAGUUCCUCACUAACCUUAGAAUAUUGUUCAUAAAAUAAAUAAAGGACCCUGCACUGAUACGACAACAUGCCUCAUGGUCACCCUCUGUAUAUGUCCUUACUCGUUGGAGUGUAUUUUUUUUUUCCUCCCAUAGAAAGCAAUUUUAUAAAAUUGCCCUUUUGAAAUGAGGUGGGCAUGGAGAAGCCCGUUGUGGUUCUCUUCCUUGAGUGCCACUUUCCAUGAUCAGAAGGGGAAACUCUUAAUUGAUCAGAUUUGUACAAAUAAAAUUCCACGCUCAUUUGUUUGUUUCUCUAUCUAGUACUUUUGUUCCUUUUUCCACACGUGCACUUUAAGGGGGGUGGGGAAGAAAGUUGAGCAGGCAACAACGGCCUACAAAACACAGCACUUUGGAGGUCAAGCUUUGACCCCAGAAAUGUGAGAACAGCCUUUGAAAGGCAUCGGAGGAAAAGUCUGAAUCUUUCAGUCUUCCUUCUGACUUUAAAUACUUCCUGUGCCAGCUGAAACUAGAUGAGCUAAGUAAAGCCCUCUAUUAGGAUAAUGGAUCAUUUCCAAAAUUGAGGGAGGCACAACCUUCCUGCUGAAGAUAAAAAAAGAUGUCCUUGAAGAGCUCUCCAUGAUUGGACAGCAGUGAAAAUGGGACUCGGUUUGCCCCUUUAUGGACAGGAAUAUUACUGAAGAUCGAAACUGUAUUCUUUUUCCUGGACAUAGAAAGAAUGUAUAAACUAAUGAAGGAAAUGUUUAUUUUUAAAUAAGAACAAUGUUUUAUGCCUAUAUUUUCCAAUUUGAUUUUUGUUCACACAUAUACAUGUUAGAAAUAUAAUGGAACAUCUAGUUUCUCGAUUUAAUUGAAGAAGUGAAGAGUACAGUUUAGAAAUUUGGUAUCUCUAAAUUGUUCCUUUCUUGUAUUAUCCAUAAUCACAUUGAGAUGUAUUCCCUAGUCAUCUGGCUCAUGAAAGCUUAAUGGAGACUGUUAAUGAAAAUGAACAGACUAGACUGGAUGGAGGAAGUCUGAGGGAAAUAAUGACAUGAAAUCAUCUUGGGUUUAUUCUUUAGGAAUAGGACCUCAAAGGGGAGAACUAUUUUUCUGUUAAGUUAGGAAUCCAUGUGAGUGACUCGGUAAAUGGGACCUCCGUUAGUUUAUAGCUUCAUCCCUGAGCUAAAAGGGUUUAUUGAUAGGACACUAGAGAUACUACAGCGUCUGAUAUUUGGGAGACACACGAAACUCUAGCCUGAGCCACAAGCGAGUUAAGGGAGACCAGCCGAUAGUCCAUCCACUUCAUCUCACAGGUGUGGGAUGUAAGGCCGAGCCGUGGGAGAAGAGGCCUGGGCAGGACACGCCCCCUGGGAUCACUCCCUGACCUUUGCCAGUCACCGGCCAAGUAGCUGUCCUUAGGUAUAUGGUGAUGAGUUUGGACAGGAUGGUCUUUAAGUUUAUGGAGUUCUAGCAUUCUACCUACAUAUUAUGAUGCUUGGGAAGGACUAUGAAGGAUCCGUAUAAUCCUGAUGUUCUUUAGUUCCCUUCUGUAGUUCUUAGUGUUACUGGAGCAGCAUUUACAUUUUAGAGAAUUAUAAUAGCCCUUUACUACUGGAGUGGCUCUUCCUUGGUUAUCCGAAUAGAAGCCUACAUUACUGGACAGUUUGGGACAUAGAUUUUUUUCUUUUUUAAGUAUCUAAGUAUCAUUUUGUUUUGUUUUUUAAUGGCCCUACCUAUUCCAACAAAACAGUAUCAGAAGACUACAGUUCUUUUUAAAAUAUAUAAUCAGUGAUCUGGCACUUAAAAAUGGGCAGAUACUAUAAGCAUAUGUUUCUGAUUUGCUUUAAUCCAACUGUCCAAGAGUGGUAACUAUACCAGAACACAUCACAAGGUUUUUUUUUCCCCCUUACAGCAUUCAUAUAACUAGAUCACCAAAUUUAAGUCCCUAUAUUUGUAAAAACACAGGACUCAGAGGAGAUAAGGUUUAAAUGGACAGUCUUAGCUACAGUCAUAAUUAAUGAUUUCUUUAGCAGACCUGUCAGAAUUUUGGCCGCUCAGUGAGUAUUGUUCCCCUCAAAGGCAUCUGGUUUUACUUGAGAAGCUAAUACUACUCUAAUGGUGUUGCCUUCAUUUAAGUUAAUUCUGAAACCACCCCCGUCCUUAGAAACACUGUCAAGGACAGUAAUAAGGUAUAAGAAAAUCCAUUGAAUUACUAUCUAAUUAGUAUUGCUUUUAGCAGCCAGAAGUAUGUUCUCUGUCUUAUUAAUCUUUUCCCAUAACUCUUGAUUCUGAGUCACAUUUAGCUGUUUCCAAAAAGCAAAAUCCCCCCCUCAAUGAAACAUGGUUACUAUUGAGGACAGUAAAAAGAAUAAUCCACAGAAAAUUCCCAGAGAGGACCUUAUAGUAGAAAGUGACAACAAUCAGUCUUAAUUUCCUUAAUAUUCUGAAUAAGGGAACUGCCAUAAUUUCACCUGUCUUUAGUGGUUUAGAAAAUGGAAAGAUGCAGAUUUUAAAAUAACCUCUAAAAGAGGUUGUCACUUUGUUCAGUGUCAUUUGAUAUUGAACUUGGCACUUCCUAUAUUAGAAUUAUAGAACUUGGAUUGCUAAUAAUUACAAGGGAACAUACUCAAGAAAAGAACCUGUUUUUCUCAAGAUGAAAUUUUAGUUUUGCUUAUAAUACUUUUCUUUCCUGCUGUCCUGGCAGGUAAUUGAUCAUUUUGAUGUGAACUAACACAGUUUUCUCCAGGUCAGGAACAGUCUGCCUUCAGCAAUUUUAGAGGAAGGAGGAGACCUUUGGGAUUGACUUCAGCCCAGAAGUGUGGAGGGAUCUGAGUUCAGCUGCAUAAAUUCAUACUGUAGAUACCUUGGGCCAAAAUCAAGUCUCCCUGAUGAUGUUUGUCUAAAUUUCCAGAAGUCUUUAACUUUCUCUGGCUGUAACAUUACCAGGAUCAUGUAGCCACUAACUUAGAGUUUGGGGACAAAAAAAAUGACAAGAUUGCCCAAAGUACAAAAUUAAGCAAAUUAGAGGCUGCCAGCCAGAACAGAGAAACUAUCAGAGGGAUAUUUAAAAUGAAAUCUUUACUGAAACCCUCCAGAUUAUACAAAGCUAUCUUUUAUUCCUCUCUAGAGACUAUAAUUUUACCAACACAACGUUAGUCUUUUCAUUUUCCACCCUAGUCAUGUUCCUGAAGUUGGAUGUACUUGGGUUUCUUGAGUCAAAAUGAAUCCCAGAUGGCCUCCCUUUCAGAUAAUCUGUAACAAGAUAUUUCUUUGUUUAUCCUGGGUUUCCUUUCACUAAGGUGGAGGAGGGAGGUUCUUUGGGUAAUGCUGACUUAGGCAGAGUUACCAAACGGUGGCAGCUGCUUGAACGGUUGCUUGAACGGAAGACACUUUCCGGGUCCCCAGUUGGAUGUAGUGUCCUGACUUUCCUCUCUUUCCUGUGAGUAUUCCCUCCCCCUACUGUACAUCGCCUCGUCAUGUGGAUGCGUACUUACUACAGGUCUUUACCAUGUCCUCCCCAAGAAGACAGAGCAAACAGAGGUAUGCGAAGCUCCCUUCUACAGUAAAAAUAUGAAAUUUAAACAUUGCUACGCAACUGUUGUGUUUUUAAAAAAGGUCUGUAAACAAUUUAUUAUGUAAACAUACAGGGGAAUAAAGACUUAUCUGUUCAAACAGGAGCCUGAUGUUCACAGAUGUAAAUAACUUACAGUAACUGCCGCUUUCCUGAUCUGAAAACGCACUUGUGCGAAAAGGACUUGAACCCAUUGUUGAGUAACUUACUGAGUGUGGCUACUGAGGUUUCCCCUUGCUGUCAGAGAGAAAAAAAAACCCGUGAGCCUGUAUUUGGUGUGACUAGACUCGGAGUUGCAAAUUGAGCACAGAUUUGCAGCUGCCCUCCUCUAAUUUGAUCCUUCAUCUACCCAGGCCAGUUUAAUUGAACGUUUGAUGCUGGCAACAGCAGUUUGAUGCCCAGGGAGAAAUCUCUCUAAUUGCUCCAUUGCCUUGAGAGGCGCAGCGUCACUGGCCCGCAUUGGCUCCCACCAAAUCUCUGUUCCCCAGUCCUGGGCUUUAAUAACCACUGCAUAGCAUAGGGUAGAACCAAAUCCUUAAUUUUAUCAUCUAAGCUGAAAGGUCAUGGCAAUUAUUAAUUUGAUGUCCAUCUCUUAAUUCCCUGAUUCAGCUCCGAGAGUGUGAAUUACAAUUGGUGCUGCAUUUCUGACAUUCUUGAGAAGGGACAAUUUGCUUUCUAUUUGCCAGAUAUAUGUGAAGGUUUCUCAGUACUCCCAAGUCUUCAUUUUCAGUUUGGGGCAAGAAGUAGGUCUUCGAUACUGCUUGUAACUGUUAUUUCAGUUUACAGUAUGGGGGAAAGUAAAAUUCUUGCUGUGCAAGAUACAUUGCACUAAAGAAUAUCCAGCCUGGAAUUUAAGUCUUCAGACUCUGAUUUUUUUGAAAGCGCUCUGAUGACCCCUUCACUGUGUCCAUCAGAUAAAAUCCCCAGAGUAGACGCACCCCGAAUCACUCAGCACUUAGGGUUGCUUUGAAAGUUAACAGGCCGUUAGUGAACAGGUCAUCCAAGAGUUUUGGGGACCCCUUUUCUGCUCUGUCAAGCACAUGAACUCUGACUGAAUCUGCAUGAAUUUGGAGCCUUGAAAUAGACUCUUAGAACUCCUAAAAAAGUGUGCAGACCCUUAAUCUUGCACACAGUCCUCCAUGACAGAAAGAAAAAGAAGGGUGUCCUGCCUUCUUGUUUAGUUUAAUGCGCUAAACCAGAAUGAAAAGAGACCUAACCCAGUUUGAGGGGAUUAGAACCAAAUGCCCUACUUGAGGCUUCAUGAUAAGAAAGACCCUUGUGCAGCCUGUGAAACCAGGGCCUGGAUUGAAGGCCUCCGCUCCUCAGGAACAACUAGCUGGCUUCACUGAGCUGUGUGGUCCCGGGGCAUCUGCUGUGCGUGCUGUUGGUUGCCAGAGGAAUGGGGCCAAGGCAUGGGUUUAAAGUAGUGCAAAUCCUUCUUUGCUAGUAGUCAGACUGUUUCAAACACAUUUACCUGAUCGGGUAAGGCCAUUUUCAUAUACAAGGAUUGUUCACCUUGAAAAUACAUGCUUUCCUUAUAAGAACAUACAUACUCGUAUUCCAAAAAAGACCUCUAAUUGCCAACAAGAUUUAAUGUCCAUCUUCUGCUUGUAAGUUAUUUAGGAUCUCUCCUUGACUCCUUUGUGUCUUGUGCUGAGGGUGUAUGGAUGUCUGUGUUUCUUCCAAACCCACGGCAUUCUUGCCCAGCUUGGGAGAGCAGCGAAGAGUGGUUGCUCUCUGCUGUAGUCACAGUAUACCUUCUCGAAAAAGAGUAAAGAGGUUAAGAGACUUGGCCUUCUCAGGAAAAUCAUUUAAAUGUUGUUUUCUAACCCUUAGGAGGCAGAUUCAUGCUGAAAAAUAGAAACAGGUCUGGCCUUGUUUUGAAGAACAGGAAACAAGUUUCCCCUUCAAACUCAAUAUCACAGGGUUUUUGUGACGGGGCUUGUGAGGUUUUGAAAGUUCUCGAAAUUUUAGGUAUGGUUUUCCUGUUAUCAUCAGGGUCCUAGAAUAUGCUAAUUUGGCAGGUUUCCAGUUGUCCAAGAACCCACUUUUUAAGUAAUUUAGAUAGGGUAAGCACACUCUUCUGGCCUGUCCAGCUCUGGAUAUGGUCCCCUCCGCUUGGUACCUGAUAGUUCUCAAAAUGUAACCCAACAUUGGCAGGCAUCCAGAGUGCCCCCGAUUCUGUAGGCAGCUGCUUUUUGGCAUUCUCUGCACACAAACAGAUCUGGCUGAAUUCAAUUUAAUUUCCCAAAAGCACUGACUCCAGUCAAACUAGUGUCCGGUUUUCAUUAUUGAUCGGUAUGGUGCCAGAAUUGGUCAUUGGCUUGACUAAAUUUACCAUGUUUCCCCUAAAAGAUAUUUUGCACUCCCACAGAACCAGCUUGAUAACGACAGCUCUGGGGGUAAUUUUGGCAGAGGAGAAAUUGUGACUUAGUUUCGGCAACUGAAAACUUUGUCUAGCUGAGUCUGUGUUAGAACGUGGUUCAAGGAGUCUUGCGGGAGGGGAGCUUCCAUGUCCCUUUGCUUGGCAAAUCUUAUUUUGGAAAACCUCUUUGCCCCUUUUCAUUUGAAUUUCCUCCCAGAAAUCACCACCUAAGAAUCACAGUGGCAGAACUAAUAUUAUACUUGCCUGAGAGCUUAGGAUUAUGUCUCUCCACAUAUACUGCAAGAGAGAAGAUGUUCCAUUUGCUUCCUAACAGCUGACUAACGCUUUCCUAUCACCACGUGGGUGCACAUACCAAAGCCGCAAUGCCAAGAAAAAAAAAAUGUAUCCUCUUCAAAAUCAUAUUCUUCAAACACUACUCAGAAAGCUGUUUGGCACCAGUACGGAAUUUCACUUAAAGACUCCUAACUGGAAAUUCACUGAAUGCAUUCAAACUCAGAAAAUGAGGGGGACACCCACCUUUGUUUGUUUGUUUCUGGAAACCGUAUUUAAGAUCAGAGCUGUUUAAAAAGAAGCAUUGCUAAAAAGUUCUAGGAUUCCGAGAAACAUAGUAUUUUUGUACAGGAUCUUCUAAAAUGUUCCGAUCACUCUCUAACAUCUCUUUACAAUGUAAUGUCUCUAAGUGACUGGUUUCCCAAUAAACUGAUUUUGAUGCCGCUUC